Pyrgilauda ruficollis (rufous-necked snowfinch) is the source of this 5712-nucleotide messenger RNA. Its product is annotated as epidermal retinol dehydrogenase 2-like. The record is from RefSeq and is a predicted model, not a curated record. The transcript is spliced from 7 exons. Gene Ontology annotation, cellular component: lipid droplet. Gene Ontology annotation, molecular function: oxidoreductase activity, acting on the CH-OH group of donors, NAD or NADP as acceptor. Bases 133 to 1050 code for a protein of 305 amino acids. Lineage: Eukaryota; Metazoa; Chordata; Aves; Passeriformes; Passeridae.
GCUCCGCCCCGCUGUGCUGCCUGCUCCCUGCGCCCCGCUCUCGCCCGCCUGCCUGCCCCAGAGCUGCUGCGCUACGGCGGAAGGCGGAGGUGCUUUGCCUGUCCUUCAGGUAUCUGAAGAAAUAGCCUGAAGAUGAACUUCUUCCUGGAAACAUUAAAAUGUAUUGUACUUCUUGUUUACUACUUGCUGGAAUCACUGGUGUUCUUGGUUGUUCCUGGACGGAAGAAGAAUGUUAGUGGUGAAAUCGUAUUAAUAACAGGAGCAGGAAGUGGCAUUGGAAGACUCUUAGCGUUGAAGUUUGCCAGCCUUGGCGCCACGGUGGUCCUCUGGGAUAUUAAUCAAGAGGGGCUCAACUGCACAGUUAGACUGGCCAGAGAAAAAGGAGCAGGAAGAGUACACUCCUAUGUCUGUGACUGUAGCAAAAGACAGGAUGUCUACAGACUAGCUGACCAGGUUAAAAAAGAAGUUGGUGAUGUCAGCAUCUUGAUCAACAAUGCUGGUAUUGUAAUUGGGAAGAGAUUUCUUGAUUCUCCAGAUUCACUCGUAGAAAAAACCAUGGAAGUGAACACAAUGGCACACUUCUGGACUUACAAAGCCUUCCUCCCAGCAAUGAUUGCCGCUAACCAUGGACACUUGGUUAGCAUAGCAAGCGGUGCAGGACUGUGUGGAACCAGUCAGGCUUCAGAUUACUGUGCAAGUAAAUUUGCAGCAGUUGGUUUUGCAGAGUCAGUUGAUACGGAGAUGAGAGCUCUGAGAAAGACUGGUGUUAAAACAACAAUUGUGUGUCCUUAUGUCAUAAACACGGGAAUGUUUGAUGGUGUUAAAUCCAAGUGGCCACAUGUGCUUCCUGUUCUGGAGCCAGAGUAUGUGGCCGAGAGGAUAAUCAGUGCUGUUCGGCAGAACCAAGAAGUCUUGUUUAUACCACGCAUCACCUAUGUUUUCUAUUUUUUGAAAAGUUUCCUACCAGUGAAAGUGACUGUUCUUCUUUUAGACUACUUUGGACUCCUUGAUCUCAUGAAUACCUUCAAAGGUCGACCAAAGAAGGAGUGAAAAAGCACAAAAUUCAGACACCAGCAGCUCUAAAGUGGAUGUUGAAGUUAGUUAGAGGUGGUGGUGGGAAAAGUUUGCUUCACUAGCAGCUGUGAACUUUGGGUGCCUCAUUUCUCAAUAGUAACAAGACUUUUAAGAGUUGCUUUUUAACUGGCUCUUAAUCAACAGCUUUCAUCUGAACUAUUGUUUUUAGUCCAGCAAAUUGUUUUAUUUUCACCUCAUUAUGAAAUAUAUUAAUUGAAUUUAGUUGCUUUGGUUUAUAAUGCCUUAAAUAGGAUCAUGCAUCACAAACCAAUAAUUGGCAACUUUGGGGGGAAGAAAAGACCAAGAAACCACAUGUAUUUAGCAUGUAGCCAGAAAAGCCUGUAGUGGAUCUGACUUCUUGCUGCCAUUCAGUGAGCCGUGAGGAUGGGCUGUACUGCUGGUGCCACUACCAUUCCCUGGUAAGCUGAGGAAUUCAAGAAUUUCCUCACACAACAGAUUCUAACCCAUACAAAUGAAAGUUUUGUGAGAUAAAAAUAUACACUGUGUUGGUGAAAAAAAUAAUUACAUUAUUUUUUGGAGGUGUGAUCUCUCAACUCACAGAUGGCAAUGGAUGUUGGAGCAGGGACAGGGAAGGAUAUGUAAAUGAAGCAUUUGUACUGCUAAUCUAUUUUGUGCCUAAUUUAUUUUAAAAGCUAAUACUAUGACUGCAACUUUGUAACAGAAGUCUUUGUAUCUUUUAAGUACAGUAUUUUAAGAGCUAUUUUAAAUUGUCAUUUCCUAAGAAGUAUAAACUUGUAUUUAUAAAGCAUGAGACUGCCAGUCUAGGUGGGCUAUUCAAUGUCUCAUCAAAAGAGACAACGAACUACUAAAACCAAGGUUGUUGUGUUGUAUAAGUGGGGUUUCUCUUGGGGUUAUUUCAGAAAGGAAUGAUGUUGACAGAACUGAAUGGUAUCAUUGCAGCCAUCCUUUGAGUAGCAGCAUAAUGUUUUGCUUCUCUGAGUUGGGUGACAGGUUGCCUUGUGUCUACAGAGACUUGUUUUACUUUUCCUUUACUCUUAGGACUGUUUUCAUUUUCAGCAUAUGCCAAGGAGGCGUUGUCCUUUUUGACAAUGGAUGCUUAGAAAGCUACCUUGACCUUUUGUAAUCCAAAACAAGAAAAAGGAAGCUUACGUGUACAUCACUUCUGUACAUGCUAAGUCAACUUCAUCUCACACUUCUCUGCUAGCAAUUGCUAUAGCAAUUGAAACAGUAUGGAAAAAAGGAGGACUUUUUUAAUGGGGAGUCUUUUUUUCUUUCAAUGAUGGCCUAGAAACUACCUUAAUUUCCCUUGUCUAUACAAAUAGUAAGGUUUGUUAGCAGAGAAAGGUUAACAUAGAACUACUUUACUACUGAUGAGCAAGAAACACUGAGUAAAACAGGUGUGUUAAAAAUCACCUUACCUUUACAAUGGAUUGCUGAGAACUAGAAUUCAGACUGAUGAAGAAGAGAUUUGUUUCAAUCUCCUUUCAGAUCUUUUGCUUUUCUUCCUCAAAAUGUUUACUCAUUUUACAAUACACCUCAGGAAACAGAAGUUAACCAAGUAAAAAAAAGAUUGAGACAAUGUGCAGACCUUACACACAUUGCAGUGUUCACAAAUUCUACCACUAAUAACUAUGUGCUGUAUCUGUGUCUUCAGCCUCCUCACAUUUUUAUACUAACAGAACAUGCUUUUCCCUCCUGGCUAUGAAGUACUAAAUAUGCAGAGUUCUGGAGCAAAGGGAAAAAGUGAGCUCUGCAUAUGAACACUCUGAGUAUCAAACUCCAGCUUGAGAGCAAGUAGCUUUUCGUUUUUAGUGUCUUUGUGAACACCUUCUGCUGAGGAAAAUUAGAAGCAGUAGGUCUGGCAGUAGGAUUUGGGGAUUUUCAGCAGGUUCAUGUUUGUCACAGCCCUUGUUUGUCACAGUUUGUCACAGGAGGGUUUUACCUGAUAAUCUGUGCCAGAUAAAUGCUUCUCCAAGAAAUUUUCCUACUUCACACAAUCAGUGGAAAGUAUCUGUGCUCAAUUAAGUUUUGUAUAUCUCUAAGAUUAGAAACUCUACGACCUCUCUGGAUAACCUCUUCUAGUGUUUGUUCAUGCUCUCUUUAAAAAUAGAUAAAUGAAAAUUAUGUGUAAAUUGAAUGUACUUUAUUUCAUGUCCUUUCAGAGGAUACCAGUAAGAGUCUUGAGUUUCACACCUUCCUUUUAGGUACUUAUACACAUUGGGGCUCAGCCUUUUCUCAAGACUAAGCAGUCCCAGAAAUCUCAACCUCUCCUUGUAUGGCAGGUGCUCCAGUAUCUUAAUUAUCUUUGCAGCCCUUCACUGGACUCACUGAGUAUAUGCAAAAACUAGUUUUGAGUAUAUUCAUAUCUCUUAGAGACCAAUUUCUGUACUAGGCUGAGCAUGCAUAAUAUGUCAUACAGAGCUUCAGGAGAAAAUCUCUGCCUGCUAGCUGUCCUAGUAGGAGUAUACACAUAAUGGCUUUUAUAUAAAUAUGGUGCUACCACAUUAAACAUUGUGAUCACUGGUAAAUUACAUCAUGUACCUGGAGGAUAACAACCUAUCCUGUGGUGGUUUUUAUCUCGCCCAUCUCCUAUGAUGGCAAGACAGAUGUGGAGUUGUAUCCAGGAGGUCAAACAGCACACAUCCUUCCCCUAUGUUCAGGAGGUUGCUUGGAGUGGGUGUUUGGAUCUUCAAUUGAGAUAUAAAUGUCUUAAGAUAAAAGGUGGCUUACUUCCAGCAUAACAAUGAUCUUGACUGAUUACUUUCCUGAUGCCAGAGUCUUUCCUUCUGCUCUCGGCAAGAAAACUCAUGGAAAGAUCACUGUGACAGCCAAACAAGAAGAUAAAACUUGAAAAGGAAGAGCAUUUCAUUUGUGACAGCGUAAUGUCUGACUGCUGGACGAUAUAUCAGGCAGCUCCCACAAAAAACUUAUUGGUUUCAUGGCCUGAAAUUUUAAAUAGUCCCUCCGCAAAAAUGACUGUCCCAAAUUUGACUGGGAUGGCUGCAUUAGCCUAAUAAUAAUGGUUAUGGUGAUUCAAAAGCAAUCCAUGGUAUUUUAUUGCAUGCUGUAUUUCUUUUCCAUGUGAGAUCAUAUUCCUGUGGUAGCAGAAAUCUUUCUGUCCCCUAAUACUUCAAAACAUGGAGAACAUAGUGCCAAGAAAAAUUAACUUGAUUAAAUCCUCUGAACAAGAUUGAGAAGGGAGACAAACAAAAAAACAGCAGCUGAGAUACAAGCUCCAUUAUUAUUUUAUGAAUUCAGAAUUCAUACCCAGGAGCUAUGUGCACCUGCUUGGAAUCUGGUGUUCAUGGUGGUCUGGUUUCAUUUUAGGAAGGAGCCAAGCAGAUACCUCUUCUCUGGUAACUUUCUUCAGGGCAGUUGAUCUUCCAAAGACACCAGUGUGGACUGCAUAGUUUGCUAAGCAGCUGUUCAAAGCCAUAGGCUUUGUAAAAUAAGCAUUUCAACAAAAUAACUUAGCUUCUCUCACUGUUUUUUUCUUUGCUGUGACAAUCAAGAGAAAUUAUUUUGGAUCCACAGUUACCAGAUAUUCUAGGAAAAUGCAGGAUUACUGUCUCUCAGGUGACACUUAAAAAUGUGUUAUCAAUGCCUCAGUAGGUGGGGUAGCACUACAAGCAGGGACUUCUGUGCACUCACUGCAUGACACACUUUCUCUCUAGUCUUAGGUGUCUCCAGCUUGAUUAUAUUUUCUCUGCCUUUCAAAGCUUCCAAGCUAACAGCCUGAACUUCUGUGAUAGCCUGUGGCCUAUGGCUGAGGAAAACAUGGCUCUGCCUAGAGAAGAGAAGAGGAAAAAAAAAUUACACCUUCUUCCUUUGCCCUUGGCAAUAUCACACUAGGAGGAGCACCCUCAGGAUUGCUACAGAGCUAUUGAAGACAAAGGUGUGACAAGGAUAGAAGUUCUAUGCCAUGGUGCUCUGUGUUGUUGCAUCUGCUGGGUAGUUACUGCUUGAUUUAAACAAACAUUGAUUCUUGGUACAGAAAUUGCUUGGUUCUGUGUUGAGAAAUUUCACCCCUUAUCCAAGGUCAGGCAUAACCACAUCUAAGGAAACAUUCUUCUGCAGGACUUGUAGUGGAGUAGUCUUCCAUAAUCCCUGCCCAGGAAGGAAGGACCCUAAGAUAUAUUGUUACACUUUUGCCUCUCCAUGUCUUGGGGUCCAGAGGCAGCAACCCCUGCUUUGGCACAGAAAGAAGAAUCAACGGAGCCAGAGCACGAGCAGCAGCAGCAACCCUGUCAACACAUGCAGCCAACAACAAUUAAAGAGGUUCUAGCUGAACAAGUUUGGCCUGUUGGUACCAUAAACUUCAUGCCUAGAAGGUGCCGUUUUCUAGGCUACCAGUUCCCCUGGGCAGGUAUCUGCAUCACCUCUAUUAACUGUAUUGCUGUGAAGGCAGCUUGCUCAGAGAUCAAUGCAAGGUGAUACAUGAUAGCUGAGGAAUCUGUUGAGCACACGGUAUUUAAUGUUUGUUCCCCAGAAAUGGGAAUUCUUGUUGGAAGGUUAACAUGGAAGGUCUUCUCUAUAUUCUAGAAAACACACUUUGCAUUAUUUAUUGUCUGCAUAUUUCUGUCAUGAUAAUGAUGAUUAACCCUGAAGCACACUCAAGCAAUUCACCAUGCACAGCUAAUAAAGUUGCAAAACUGA